Messenger RNA from Catharus ustulatus (Swainson's thrush), 1677 nucleotides. Its product is annotated as annexin A6-like. Gene Ontology annotation, cellular component: focal adhesion; cytoplasm. The coding region runs from base 84 to 1382 and encodes 432 amino acids. The record is from RefSeq and is a predicted model, not a curated record. Lineage: Eukaryota; Metazoa; Chordata; Aves; Passeriformes; Turdidae. Gene Ontology annotation, biological process: neural crest cell migration; growth plate cartilage chondrocyte differentiation; mitochondrial calcium ion homeostasis. Gene Ontology annotation, molecular function: cholesterol binding; GTP binding; calcium channel activity. The transcript is spliced from 17 exons.
UCUUUGAUGAAUAUCUGAAGAUUGCUGGGAAGCCCAUUGAGAGGAGCAUCCGGGGAGAGCUCUCUGGUGACUUUGAGAAGCUGAUGUUGGCCGUGGUGAAAUGCAUCAGAAGCAAAGCAGAGUAUUUUGCUGAAAGGCUCUACAAGGCCAUGAAGGGUCUGGGCACGAGAGACAACACGCUGAUCCGCAUCAUGGUGUCCCGCAGCGAGAUCGACAUGCUGGACAUCCGGGAGGUGUUCAGGACCAAGUAUGAGAAAUCUCUCUACAACAUGAUAAAGGAGGACACGUCUGGGGAGUACAAGAAGGCUCUGCUGAAGCUGUGCGGAGGGGAUGAUGAUGCUGCAGGUGAGUUCUUCCCCGAGGCGGCGCAGGUGGCCUAUCGGAUGUGGGAGCUUAGUGCGGUCAAAGUAGAGCUGCGAGGAACCGUGCAGCCUGCAGGAGACUUCAACGAUGAUGGGGACGCGCAGGUGCUGAGGAAGGCAAUGAAGGGCCUGGGCACGGACGAAGGGGCCAUCAUAGAGGUGGUGACCAGGAGGAGCAACGCCCAGAGGCAACAGAUCCUAAAGGCUUACAAGGCUCAUUAUGGCAGGGACCUGAUGGCAGACCUGAAAUCCGAACUGUCUGGCAGCUUGGCCAAGCUGAUCCUUGGGCUGAUGCUGACACCGGCCCAGUAUGAUGCCAAGCAGCUGAGGAAGGCCGUGGAGGGGGCCGGCACAGAUGAGAGCGUCCUCAUCGAAAUCAUGGCCACGCGGAACAACCAGGAGAUCAGGGCUAUCAACGAGGCCUAUCAGGAAGCCUACCACAAGACCCUGGAAAGUGACCUGAGCGGUGACACAUCAGGGCAUUUCAAGAGGAUUCUCGUCUCCCUGGCUCUGGGCAACCGUGAUGAAGGACCAGAGAACCAAACGCAGGCACACGAAGAUGCCAAGGUUGUUGCUGAGACCCUGAAACUUGCUGAUGUCUCCAGCAAUGACUCCAGUGACUCCCUGGAGACGCGAUUCCUCAGCAUCCUCUGCACCCGCAGCUACCCCCACCUCCGCAGAGUGUUCCAGGAGUUCAUCAAAUUGACCAACCACGACGUGGAGCACGCCAUCAAGAAGCGGAUGUCGGGAGAUGUGAGGGACGCCUUCGUGGCUAUUGUCCGCAGUGUGAAGAACAAGCCGGCUUUCUUCGCUGACAAGCUCUACAAGUCCAUGAAGGGUGCUGGCACAGAUGAGAGGACCCUGACCCGGAUCAUGAUUUCUCGGAGCGAGAUUGACCUGUUCAACAUCCGUGGCGAAUUCAUAGACCUGUUUGACAAAUCGCUGCACCACAUGAUUGAGAAGGACACCUCUGGCGACUACCGCAAGGCUCUGCUGGUCCUGUGUGGUGGGGAGGACUAGGUGGCAGCUGGGGCCCUUUGUGUCUGAGCCAGCACACAGCCACUGCCUUGAUGUCACCGCAGCUUCGGGGGCUUCAGGGGACACUCAGUCCCCUCCAGAGAACAACUCACUUUGCGCUGGAAAGCAGCACCACAUUGCAAGCGGGGAAGUCUCGGGGAGGGGAGCAGAGGGGUCUGGGUAGGGAGAUUGUCUUGAAGCAAAAUAAUUCAUACCCGAACAUGCCACUAAACCAAGGAAUUUACCCAGAUAGAAAAGACAAUUUUAAAUCUGAUAAAUAAAACCUCACUGUUGCUGA